Messenger RNA from Lipotes vexillifer (Yangtze River dolphin), 1908 nucleotides. It is a transcript of the gene TMEM184B, whose product is annotated as transmembrane protein 184B. The record is from RefSeq and is a predicted model, not a curated record. The coding region runs from base 429 to 1529 and encodes 366 amino acids. The transcript has 10 exons. Lineage: Eukaryota; Metazoa; Chordata; Mammalia; Artiodactyla; Lipotidae.
GCGCAGGCGCGCCGCGGCGGCACUCUGCUGGGCCUGGGACGAGCCGGCGGCGGCGAGAUACUAGGGCUGCGGUGCCGUCAGCCUGCCUCGCUCUCACAGUCCGGCUGCCGCGCGUCGCCCGCACACGCGCCGCCAUGGGCUCCUGAGGCCAGCUCAUCGCUUACCCCGAAGGUUUCUCUCAGGAAGCCCCCUGCUGCCAGGCACCAUGACUGUGAGGGGGGCCGCACUGGCCCCAGAUCCAGCGUCGCCCACAACAGCAGCAGCCUCGCCCAGUGUCUCCGUGAUGCCCGAAGGCAGCCCCACAGCCAUGGAGCAGCCCGUGUUCCUGAUGACAACCGCCGCUCAGGCCAUCUCUGGCUUCUUCGUUUGGACGGCCCUGCUCAUCACCUGCCACCAGCCCAGGGCUCGGCUGGGCCAAGCAUGAAGUCAUGGGAGCGGAGACGAGAGACUCUGGCUGCUGGGACUGUGCAUCGUGGUUAGAGCAGUUCUUGGCAUUUAUCUACAUGCACCUGCGCUGCUACAGCUGCCCCAACGAGCAGCGCUACAUCGUGCGCGUCCUAUUCAUCGUGCCCAUCUACGCCUUCGACUCCUGGCUCAGCCUCCUCUUCUUUACCAACGACCAGUACUACGUGUACUUCGGCACCGUGCGCGACUGCUACGAGGCCUUGGUCAUCUAUAAUUUCCUGAGCCUGUGCUAUGAAUACCUUGGGGGGGAAAGUUCCAUCAUGUCAGAGAUCAGAGGGAAGCCCAUCGAAUCCAGCUGUAUGUAUGGCACAUGCUGCCUCUGGGGAAAGACUUACUCCAUCGGAUUUCUGCGGUUCUGCAAGCAGGCCACCCUGCAGUUCUGCGUGGUGAAGCCGCUCAUGGCUGUCAGCACCGUGGUCCUCCAGGCCUUCGGCAAGUACCGAGACGGUGACUUUGACGCCACCAGCGGCUACCUCUACGUGACCAUCAUCUAUAACAUCUCCGUCAGCCUGGCCCUCUACGCCCUCUUCCUGUUCUACUUUGCCACUCGGGAGCUGCUCAGCCCUUACAGCCCUGUCCUCAAGUUCUUCAUGGUCAAGUCUGUCAUCUUUCUCUCCUUCUGGCAAGGCAUGCUCCUGGCCAUCCUGGAGAAGUGCGGGGCCAUCCCCAAGAUCCACUCGGCCCGCGUGUCGGUGGGUGAGGGCACCGUGGCUGCUGGCUACCAGGACUUCAUCAUCUGCGUGGAGAUGUUCUUUGCAGCUCUGGCCCUGCGGCACGCCUUCACCUACAAGGUCUAUGCUGACAAGAGGCUGGACGCACAAGGCCGCUGCGCCCCCAUGAAGAGCAUCUCCAGCAGCCUCAAGGAGACCAUGAACCCGCACGACAUCGUGCAGGAUGCCAUCCACAACUUCUCGCCCGCCUACCAGCAGUACACGCAGCAGUCCACCCUGGAGCCCGGGCCCACCUGGCGCGGGGGUGCCCACGGCCUCUCGCGCUCCCACAGUCUCACUGGCGCCCGGGACAACGAGAAGACUCUCCUGCUCAGCUCUGAUGACGAGUUCUAGGUGCGGCUGCUGGUGGGGAAGGACUGGGACCUUGGCCCAGGGCAAGGUGUGCCCCUCCUCCAGCCUCAUGUCCAGGCUGGGAGGCAGGCUGCCACAGCUUCGGCAGUGCCCUUUAAUUUAUUGGACCAGAAACACAUAUCGCUUCAAGAGGAACAGCCAGAUGCUGUCUGCCCAGAGGAGGGCCCAGGCUCACCCAGGAGCCUUCAGGAAUAUUUAUACAAGGCCAAGGCUCUACUGCCCGGACGACGGGCAGAGGACAGUGGGAGCGACUCCCAUGCCCCUGCGGCUCGUCCUUUGGCGGCAGCAUGUUGGGACCAGCCGUGCCCAGGCCCAGACGCUUGUGUUGUGGACCAGCAGCUGCAGCCUUCUCAGCCCCUCC